Molecule: messenger RNA, 2318 nt
Organism: Hippocampus comes (tiger tail seahorse)
Lineage: Eukaryota; Metazoa; Chordata; Actinopteri; Syngnathiformes; Syngnathidae
Gene: cog6
Product: component of oligomeric golgi complex 6
Exons: 19
Coding region: 79-2043 (654 amino acids)
Biological process (GO): intra-Golgi vesicle-mediated transport
Cellular component (GO): COG complex
Source: RefSeq, a predicted model, not a curated record
CACCGACCGGACGUUGAUCCCGCACGGACCAAAACAAAAAGCAGUUGACGUGGAAAGAAGGACGCUCGAUAAUGUGCGAUGGCUGACGCUAAGGUAGAAUCAGCAGCCGACAGCUCCUCUACUGCUGCUUUGUUACAGAAUACAAACGCGACGUCUCAGCCCAACAACCCGCUGUCGAGGAAGCUGAAUAAAAUUUUGGAAACUCGGCUUGACAAUGACAAGGAGAUGCUGGAGGCUCUUACGGCCCUGUCGGAGUUCUUCACUGAGAACAGCCUGCGUACACGCAGGAACCUGCGCGGUGACAUAGAGCGAAGGAGCCUGGCCAUCAACGAGGACUUUGCGCGGAUAUUCAAAGAAGUCAAGGAGGAGCUCGAGAGUGUUCACGAGGACGUUCAGGCCAUGAGCACCUGCUGUGCGGAGAUGACCAGCAGGCUAAAGGCCGCUAAGGAGCAAACUCAAGACUUGAUUGUGAAAACCAACAAGCUUCAAGGAGAAAACCGCCGUCUCGAGGUCAGGGCCCAGGUGGCGCAGGCCUUCCUGGCCAAGUUCCAGCUGUCCAGUGAGGAGAUGAGCACACUGCGCGGGGCCAGAGAUGCGCCCAUUUCAGAGGAUUUCUUCAAAGCUCUGAGUCGAGUGAAGCAAAUCCACGAGGAUGUUAAAAUACUGUUGCGGACCAACCAGCAGACUGCAGGGCUGGAGAUCAUGGAGCAGAUGGCCGUGUUGCAGGAGGCGGCGUACGAGCAACUCUACCGCUGGGCACAGAAUGAAUGCAGAGGAUUAACCCAGGAGAUGUGCGAUAUCAGCCCCAUAUUGACUCAAGCCAUGGAGGCCCUACAGGACCGGCCUGUCCUUUACAAGUACACCCUGGAUGAGUUUGGGACGGCGCGCAGGAGCGCGGUGGUGCGUGGCUUCAUCGAUGCCCUAACGCGUGGGGGACCGGGCGGGACCCCCCGUCCCAUUGAGAUGCACUCGCAUGACCCGAUGAGGUACUUGGGCGACAUGCUGGCCUGGCUGCACCAAGCCACCGCCUCCGAGAGGGAGCACCUGGAAGCGCUGCUCAAGAGCGUCACUCUGCAGGAUGUGGAGGACAACAUGCAGGAGGUGGUCGGACACAUCACGGAAGGAGUGUGUCGCCCUCUGAAAGUUCGGAUAGAGCAGGUCAUCGUGGCCGAGCCGGGCGCGGUGCUGCUUUACAAGCUGUCCAACCUGCUCAAGUUCUACCACCACACCAUCAGCUCCAUCGUGGGAACCGGCGCGGCCGCUUUGCUCAUGACCAUCGAGGAGAUGCACAUGCUCAGCAAAAAGAUGUUCUUCAACAGCUUGAGCCUUCACGCAAGCAGACUCAUGGACAAAGUGGAGCUCCCCCCUCCCGACCUGGGCCCCACCACUUCCCUCACCCAGACGUUGGCUCUCCUCAGGGAGGUUCUGGCCUCUCACGACUCCUCCGUGGUCCCCGUGGGUGCUCGCCAGGCCGACUUUGCCCAAGUGCUCUCGUGCAUUUUGGACCCUCUCCUGCAGCUGUGCACGGUCUCGGCCAGUAACCUGGGCACGGCCGACAUGGCCACCUACAUGGUCAACUCGCUGUACGUUAUGAAGACCACGCUGGCGCUUUUUGAGUUCACAGAUAAGAGGCUGGAGAUGCUUGAGUUCCAGAUCGAGGCUCACCUUGACACGCUGAUCAACGAGCAGGCCUCUUACGUGCUGACCAGAGCGGGCCUCAGCUACAUCUACAACUGCGUCCAGCAGCACGACGCCAAGCAGGGUCCUCUGUCCCUCGUGCCCGGCAUGGACGUCUCCUCGGUGAAAGCGGCCAUGGUCCAGUUCGACCGCUACCUGUCGUCACCUGACAGCCUGGCGAUGCCUCAGCUCAACUUCCUGCUCAGCGCCGCCAUCAAGGAGCAGAUCUUCUCGCAGUCCACCGAGCUGGUGUGCCGGGCAUACGGCGAGGUGCACGCGGCGCUCAACAGCCCGGCCAACGCCUACAAAGACCCCGAGCGCCUCCUUCCCAGAUCCCCGCAGCAGGUCCGGGCCUUGCUGCUGUGAGAGACGUGCCCGCCGCCUGGUCCCCACCGGUCCGUCAGGUUAUUUCCAGCGCGCCGUCAUGGGUAAUCAUAACACUGGCGUGGACACGUGUGGCCCGCUUUAGGUGGGGUUCUGCGGCCGGUGAGUCACCUCCCACGUCUUGUCUAUGGACGGCUCACCAAUAUUGUCAUUGCAUUAAUAUGUCACCAAGAGUUUGUUUUUUUAUUUAGAUGGUUGGAUCGGAUACAAAAGCGAUGUUUAUGCCCCAUCACAAAGUACUUCUUUUUUUUUUUUUU